Tachysurus vachellii is the source of this 3526-nucleotide messenger RNA. It is a transcript of the gene tmem115, whose product is annotated as transmembrane protein 115. Gene Ontology annotation, cellular component: membrane; Golgi apparatus. The record is from RefSeq and is a predicted model, not a curated record. Gene Ontology annotation, biological process: retrograde vesicle-mediated transport, Golgi to endoplasmic reticulum. Bases 546 to 1622 code for a protein of 358 amino acids. Lineage: Eukaryota; Metazoa; Chordata; Actinopteri; Siluriformes; Bagridae. The transcript has 3 exons.
GAGCUGGCUGCCGUAAAGCGAAGCUGUUAUGGUCAGACGGUGACGUUUGCAAAUCUGGCGUUUGUUCUUAUCGCGGUGUUGGAUUUAGCUUGUAGCAAAGCAAGUGUAUUCUCAGAACACGUCAACGUGUAACCAGCAGGACCGGAUAUAUAAUCGCUGAAACGCUGGACUGACACGUCAGACGGCUGUUUCGAGUCUCACGACCAUCCGAGUCGAUUAAAAUUCUUUCUCGAGGCCUAGUGGAAGAAGUGAAUCCUCGGGCUCACCUGCGCGCUCCGGCCGGGAUGACAGGACGUGCUGUCGGGGACAACUGUUGAUGUCCUACGCUAAUCUUGCCCAUAAGAGGGCAAGCACCUUAACUCAGACAGGUUGCUUAAAAACUGAUCGAUUGUCAUCUGGAAGCAUAUGCAGUUUUCUGAUGAUGUUGCCAUGCUGUUUAUGGAUGUCAGGGUUUGAAGUCACUGCUCUGACCUCUGGGUGCUGGUGAUACUUGAGACUCUAAUCAGCUCACACUUAUAAGUGAAGACGAGUCAAACCUGAUAAACAUGAACCGAUAUCUGCCUGUGGCACGGCAGCACUUUCUGACUGCUCUAGCCAGCACAAGUGUGGUGGUGAAAUGUAUAUGUGCCACAGUGUUUGUGCUUUACCUCAUCUCGUGGCUGGCGGACACACGUUUGGCUCUCGGAAUCACACCCGGAUACCUCUUUCCUCCCAACUUCUGGAUCUGGACUCUGUUGACGCAUGGCGUGGUGGAGCAGCACGUGUGGGACCUAGCACUAAAUUUGGCUACCGUGAUCAUCGCAGGGAGACUGCUGGAGCCACUAUGGGGUGCACUGGAGUUACUUAUCUUCUUUUUAGUGGUGAACUUUGCUGCUGGUUUGCUUUCAGGCCUCUCCUAUGUUCUUGCCUAUGCCAUCACUUUCGACCUAGGCUACUUGUUUGAUGUGCACAUCAGCGGCGCACCCGCGUUUCUUGGUGCCGUCCUGGUGGCUCUAAAGCAGACAUCAGGCGACACAACCGUGCUUCGAGUGCCUCAGAUUCGUCUGAAGGCAGCUCCAGCACUUGUCCUGCUAGCGUUAGCUAUCUUGCGGCUAGCUGGUCUGCUGGAUAGCUCUGCACCUUUCGUGGGCUGUAGCUAUGGUGCACUAGCAGGGUGGGUUUACUUGCGCUUCUACCAGAGGCACAGCCGUGGGCGCGGCGACAUGUCAGACCACUUUGCCUUUGCCUCCUUCUUCCCAGAGGCAAUUCAGCCUGCAGUGGGCUUAAUUGCCAGCCUGGUGCAUGCUGCCCUUGUCAAGAUCAAGGUCUGUCGCAAGAUGGUGAAGCGUUAUGAUGUCGGCGCUCCAUCAUCCAUCACCAUCAGCCUGCCUGGCACAGACCCACAAGAUGCCGAGAGGAGAAGGCAGCUGGCACUGAAAGCUCUGAACGAACGUCUCAAGCGAGUGGAGGACCAGUCCGCCUGGCCCAGCAUGGAGGACGAGGAAGACGAUGAUGAGGUUCGGACAGACGUGCCACUGCUCCCCACUUGUGACUCCUCAACGCCGGCUUCCGGCUCCACCCAGAAUUCCACAGGGCAAGAGUCGAGCAUCAUAAGCUUUGAAGACGCCGCCAUUCACUCCUAACACACACGCACACGAGUGCAGGAACCCUAGAGUUCAGCCCUCUGAAUCUGAGACACUAUCGCAACACCUGUUGCCGAGGCGGUGACGAUUUGCCCUGGAGAGUAAGACGACAUGUCGUAGGUAGUUUCUAAAUCUUGAUCAGCUCUAAUAAAUGCUCUUAAACAAACAAAAGCCUACAAGUGCACCGAUAUGUUCAGCUUUGGUGUUGUACAGAUGAACUUUCCUGAAAGUGUAUAUCUGUGGCACACAUGUUUAUAAUUUGCAAUGUACAAAUAAGACAAUGUGUAUGUGUGUUUGUACUUGUGUGUGUGUGUGUGUGCGCGCGCGCAUAAGAAUUCUGGAAAGAGUUUUUUUUUUCUGAAUAAAUGCUUCAGCUGCUGCUGGGGUUUAAUACAUAUAAUUUAAAUGAGCUGCAGGCUCUCCAGUUGGCUUAUGGGUAACUCCUAGACUUUGUCAACAAUUUUUUCCCCUGAAGCAGCAGGUUGCAAAGCAGCAGAGCUCUUUUUUUUUUUUUUUUUUAAAUGCAUACACCUUUUUGUGCAUGGAAAUCGAGUUGUGCCUGUUUCUCACUGACAGAGACGUUCAGAAAUCAUUUCAGACGUUUGCUGGUUUGCCAAAGGCAGACAGAUUUUAACAUUGUACAAGAAAUGCAAUGAUAAAACCUGAGUUGUGCUUUGUGUUAUAUAAAUGGUGGUAGAUUCUUUACAUUGAGAAAUCACAGAGGAAUUGUUUGUUUUAAUUGAGUGUUAAGUUAUUUGCUCACGUCCGUAUUCAAUUACAGUUAGCCAUAAUUAGGGAUGUCUUUUAAUUGCCAUUCCAACUACCUUCAAAUUCAUGCAAAUUUGUACAAAUCUGUAGGAUGCAAAUAUCUAGGGUUUUUUUAUUAUUAUUAUUCUUAUUUGAAAGUACUGCUCCCAGUGCAGUGUUGUGGUCCCUCACAAUCCUGAAAUGUGGAUUAUGAAGGAAAAUAAUAAGAGGGGGCUGAAUUUCCAAGUCUAUUUUGAAGCCACCAGCAAUCCAAAAGCCUUAAAUGUAGGUGCAAUGAUUGUGUCCGGAACAACUAACAAUUAAAGCAUGUUUAAUAUGGUGUGACAUGAGCAAUGAGUAAAACAUUUGCUUUUUUUAUGUCUGUGGUGUCCCCUGACUGUCUUUCUGCUUUAUCAUCCAUACAACAACAAAAAAGUCAGCUGUGUUCCAUGCACGUUUGUUCCAUGUUUGUACAAGAUGCACCGGUAGAACUCCGUUUUUACUCCGAAUCAUCCGUUUUUAUUGUGCGUGAACUCUGGUUUGUUUAAACUAAAGAUAGCAAUACAGCCACAUACUCCAGUUCUAUUGUACACACCACCUUUGUUCUCUAUCGUUAUCUAGAAAGCUUCAUGAACUAAGGAAUCACUAAGGAAUCAGUUUAUCACUUCUAUAUGCUUUUUUUUUCUGCACAAUGUAAAUCCUGAAUCAGUAAAACACACUAUAAUGCUUGAUGUGUAUUGCCUUCAUUCCCUCUGUUAAUCUCUGUGAUUUUUUUUUUUUUCUUCAGUAUUUUUUGAACACAGCAUUCAUGAUUCAUGGGGAAUGGCCUUUUGUAUGUUCAGAUGAAAGUGAACGUAUAAGACAGACAAAAAAAGAGGGGCCUGUUUUUAUAAAGCAGAUAUUUUUCUCUCUGUAGAUUUGACUGAUGUUCAGAGACAGAGGGAAAAGGAUUUGGGAACAGUUUUUAGUAGCUGGAUGAUUUGUUCACUAAUCUUUUUUUUUUUUCAUCUUUGUUCAGGUUGAGUAUUUUCUGCCAUUCAACUUUUUCCCCCUUUUCCAGCUCUAAAUCUUGAUAAUUUUCUUCACUCUUUGGCUCAAACGCCAUGUCUCCUGAGUUCCACUUUCUCUGUCUCCAAUAAAAGGGUAUAUGGAGAACA